AUGUUUAGGUUAGGUCGUAAUGGAGUAGCACGUUCAGUGACUCGACAAUUGAGACCGUUGUUACUGGAGAGUACACAUGUCAAAGCUAUUAGUUCAACAGGGAUACCAUACGUAUCAUCUAUAUUAAAAACGCGAGGGUUUCAUGGCGCCCCAUACAUCUGGCAAUCAAAUAAUAGCAAUAAAUCUAAUGAGGAUCCACAUCAUAUCGGAAGUUUCAAAGUAGAAAAGCCUCAAUAUAUGCUAGCGUUUACUUGUAAGAAAUGUGAUCACAGGUCCUCGCAUACAAUUUCGAAACAGGCAUACCAUCAUGGUACAGUGAUGGUGAAGUGCCCCAAAUGUAACAAUAGACAUCUGAUAGCUGAUCAUUUGAAGAUCUUCAAUGAUAAUCAUAUCACGAUCGAGGAUAUAAUGAAAGCAAAGGGCGAGACUGUCUCUCAAUCUACCGACGAUCUUGUAUUUGAUGACAUACCUGAUUCUUUAAAGAGCUUAAUAGGACAUUACGCUAAGGAUGCUCCAAAUGAUUUAAAGGAGAAUAAAUUGAAUAAUAAAGAUAUACAUCGACUACCAGCGCCAUCCUUGGAGACUCCUGAUAAGAACAAGAACAACACAAAAUAG
Messenger RNA from Maudiozyma barnettii, 615 nucleotides. It is a transcript of the gene ZIM17, whose product is annotated as Zim17p. Gene Ontology annotation, biological process: protein stabilization; protein import into mitochondrial matrix; protein folding. The record is from RefSeq and is a predicted model, not a curated record. The transcript has a single exon. Lineage: Eukaryota; Fungi; Ascomycota; Saccharomycetes; Saccharomycetales; Saccharomycetaceae. The coding region runs from base 1 to 615 and encodes 204 amino acids. Gene Ontology annotation, cellular component: mitochondrion. Gene Ontology annotation, molecular function: protein-folding chaperone binding; zinc ion binding.